UGUAUAAGAUCUGAGAACUUCUCACCAGAGAGUGAGUCAGUGAGUACUCACAACAAUGGCGCAGUUCUUAAACAACAACAACUGCAACCACUUUUCAUUCUUCUUCACUAUCAUCAUCAUCAUCAUCUAUACAUCUACACUUGCUUCUGCUUCCGAUUCUAUCCAAGGUUGCGGCGGGUUUGUUGAGGCGAGUUCUUCUUUGAUCAAGUCAAGGAAGUCAACGGAUUCAAAAUUAGAUUAUUCUCAUAUCACGGUCGAGCUGCGUACUUUGGAUGGCUUGGUGAAGGACAGAACGCAAUGUGCUCCAAAUGGUUACUACUUUAUCCCAGUUUAUGAUAAGGGUUCAUUUGUUAUCAAGAUUAAGGGACCUGAAGGAUGGUCAUUGGACCCAGAUCAGGUUCCCGUGCUUGUAGAUCACACUGGUUGCAACAGAAACGAAGAUAUAAAUUUUCAAUUCACAGGGUUUAGUAUUAGUGGAAAAAUCGUGGGAGCAGUUGGCGGUGCAAGUUGUUCAUCCGCAGAAGGUGGUCCAUCGAAAGUAAAUGUUGAGCUUUUGGAUUCUAGUGGGAGUGUUGUAUCAUCUGUUUUGACAUCAGUAGCAGGAAGCUACUUAUUCACCAACAUAAAUCCAGGACGAUACAACCUACGAGCAUCCCGUGAUGACCUGAAUAUUGAAGUGAAAGGCUCGACAGAGGUUGAAUUGGGGUUUGGAAAUAUUCAAGUUGAUGAUGUCUUCUUUGUCUCUGGUUAUGAUAUUCGUGGGUUGGUCGUUGCACAAGGAAACCCUAUUUUGGGGGUUAACUUUUAUCUGUAUUCUGAUGAUGUCAAGGAAGUGCACUGCCCACAGGGUUCUGGUAAACCCUCUGGAGAUAAAACUGCCCUUUGCCAUGCUAUAUCUGAUGUUGAUGGAACAUUUAAGUUUAAGUCCAUUCCAUGCGGGGUUUAUAAACUUAUACCUUACUAUAAGGGCGAGAACACAGUUUUUGAUGUUUCUCCUCCCUCUGCGGAUGUGACUGUUCAGCAUGAGCAUGCGAUACUGUUUCAGAAGUUUCAGGUCACUGGGUUUUCUGUUGGGGGCCGUGUCGUUGAUGCUAAUGGCAAGGGAGUGGAUGGUGUAACAGUUGUGGUGGAUGGCGUAGAGAGGUCUAUCACUGAUAAAGAAGGAUAUUAUAAGCUUGACCAAGUAACAUCUAAACAGUAUCAGAUUGAAGCGAAAAAGGAGCACUACAAGUUUGACAAAUUGAUUAACUUCAUGGUUUUACCAAACAUGGCCUCGGUUGCUGAUAUAAAAGCAGUGUUAUAUGAUGUUUGUGGCUCGGUGCAGACAGUUGAUUCUGGUUACAGAGCAAAGGUAGCCUUGACUCAUGGACCGCAUAAUGCUAAGCCACAAAUGAAACAGACUGAUGAUACCGGCUAUUUUUGCUUUGAGGUUCCACCUGGUGACUAUAGGUUAUCAGCUAUUGCAUCCAAACCUGAAAGUAAUCCAGAUCUUCUGUUUUCACCACCACAUAUUGAUGUCAAUGUGAAUGGUCCAUUGCUAUCGCUGAAAUUCUAUCAGUCCCAAGUUAAGGUCCAUGGCUCGGUAACUUGCAAAGAGAAAUGUGAUUCAUCUGUAUCCGUUGAUCUUGUGAGGUUGGAUGCUAAAAGCAAAGAAAAGAGGCAGAUAGUGGGUUUGAUUGACCAGAGUAGUGAGUUUAUUUUUCAAAAUGUUCUACCCGGAAAAUAUAAGCUUGAGGUCAAACACCUCUCUAAAGAAGCUAUUGCUGGAGAAGAUAAAUGGUGUUGGGAAAAGAGUUCUGUCCUUCUUAAUGUUGGAAUAGAGGAUGUUAAAGGGGUUAAAUUUGUGCAAAAAGGUUAUUGGGUUAACUUAGUUUCCACUCAUGAUGUAGAUGCAUAUCUACUCCAGUCAGAUGGUUCUCGUGUGGACCUAAAAAUCAAGAAAGGUCCUCAGCGUAUAUGUGUUGAAUCUCCUGGAGUGCAUGAACUUCACUUUGUAAACUCUUGUAUACUUUUUGAAAGCUCACCUGUGAAAGUUGACACAGCAACCAAAAUGCCUAUCUAUCUGAAAGGAGAGAAGUAUCUGCUGCAAGGACAAAUAAAGGUUGAAUCGAGCUCACAAAAUGGGGAUGACCAGUUACCUGGAAAUCUAUUGGUUUCUGUUUUGAACGAUGAAGGAACUGUAAUUGAUAACACUGCUGCAAGAUUAGUAGACACUGGAAAUGAGCACUCAAAUCCAGCUCUUUAUGAGUAUAAAGUAUGGGCAAAUCCUGGAGAAAGACUUGCAUUUGUACCCAAGGAUACUGGGAGUAAAAAUGACAAGAAGAUUUUAUUUUAUCCUAGACAACAUCAGGUCAAGGUGGCACAAGAUGACUGUAAAGCUUCAGUUCCUCUAUUUUCUGGGCGAAUGGGGUUAUACAUACAAGGAUCAGUUUCUCCCCCGCUUUCAGAUGUUAAUAUUAGAAUCAUUGCUUCUGGAGACAGUCACAAUGCUCAAAUCAAGAAAAAUGAAUUAGCUUUUGCAACAACUACAAGCGGAGAUGGUCUGUUUAUUGGUGGACCCCUAUAUGAUGACAUAAAUUACCAAGUCGAGGCUUCAAAGCAUGGUUAUCAUGUAAAGAAAAUUGGACCGUAUUCCUUUUCUUGUCAGAAGCUUGGUCAAAUCUUCGUGCAUAUAAAUUCUGAAGAAAAUGCCAAGGAAUUAUUUCCCUCUGUACUGUUAUCAUUAAGUGGGGAAGAUGGUUAUAGAAAUAACUCGAUAUCUGCUGCUGGUGGAGCUUUUGUAUUUGAUAAUCUGUUUCCUGGAAGUUUUUAUCUCCGUCCUCUGUUAAAGGAGUAUGCUUUCUCACCGGCAGCACAACCAGUUGAGCUUGGUUCUGGAGAGUCCAGGGAGGUUGUAUUCCAAGCUACACGUGUUGCUUACAGUGCCAUGGGUGUUGUUACUCUGUUGUCUGGUUUGCCAAAAGAGGGUGUUUCAGUUGAGGCUCGCUCUGACAUGAAAGGUUAUUAUGAGGAGACGGUAACAGAUUCAUCAGGUUCAUAUCGCCUAAGGGGGCUUCAGCCUGAUACAACAUACACAAUUAGAAUAGCAAAGAUAGGUGGGUUUGGCAGUUCUAACAUUGAACGUGCUUCCCCGGAAUCCGUUGUGGUCAAGGUGGGAUAUGAAGAUAUCAAGGGAUUAGACUUUUUGGUUUUCGAGCAGCCAGCCACAACUUUGUUGACCGGCACAGUUGAUGGAAAAAGAAUUAAAGAGGUGUAUGAACACCUACAAUUGGAAGUCAGAUCGGCUAGUGAUCCAUCCAGUGUUGAAUCUUUGACACCUUUGUCACUUUCAAACUUCUUCCAGGUGAAGGGCUUGCCUAGGGGCAAGCAUCUUCUGCAGCUUCGAUGUACUUUAUCACCACGUACCCUCAGAUUUGAAUCUGAAGUAAUUGAAGUUGAUUUGGACCAAAUUUCUCAAAUACAUGUGGGUUCUCUCAGAUACAAAGUUGAAGAUGAUCACCAUAAACAGGAAUUGACUCCGGCACCUGUAUAUCAACUCAUCCUCGGAGUAAUGGUGAUUGCACUAUUUAUUAGUAUCCCGAGAUUAAAAGACGUGUAUCAAAGUAAUGUCGGAGCCCUAGUUCCAGGACCCAAUGCAUCAACUAAGAAAGCUGUGAGAAAAAGAACAUACUGAGGAGCCUUUGUGCAUUCAAGUGUCUUUAAUGUCACAUUAGCAACAUAGUUUGAGAUAUUCUCCAUUGGUAGAGGAGACUUGUUAAAGUGGUCAUUACGUUAUAGGGAUAUCCUUUUUCACCUAUGAAAUUUCAGGGAUUUAGUGCGGUACGUCUGAUGUACAAGUAAUUUUGCCAUCGCCUUUUCGAUAAACUCCUAGUUCAAUCAGUAAACGGCACAAUGGAGUUGUCACAUACUUCUAACCAUUUUUGUUGAGUAAACUAGUGCACUAUGUAUUAAUGCAAGGAAAAGUUGAACCUGAUGUUUUUGCUAUUUAGCGAGGGUCUCUGAUCAUUCUCCAAAUGUUCAGUAGCAUACAAUUGUGACUUGAACAAAACAUUGACGAAAAGAUAUUUUGGUGAAUAAAACAUGAUUGUCAGA
Molecule: messenger RNA, 4092 nt
Organism: Erigeron canadensis
Lineage: Eukaryota; Viridiplantae; Streptophyta; Magnoliopsida; Asterales; Asteraceae
Product: nodal modulator 1
Exons: 27
Coding region: 56-3673 (1205 amino acids)
Cellular component (GO): endoplasmic reticulum membrane
Molecular function (GO): carbohydrate binding
Source: RefSeq, a predicted model, not a curated record